Molecule: messenger RNA, 537 nt
Organism: Penicillium oxalicum
Lineage: Eukaryota; Fungi; Ascomycota; Eurotiomycetes; Eurotiales; Aspergillaceae
Exons: 3
Coding region: 1-537 (178 amino acids)
Source: RefSeq, a predicted model, not a curated record
AUGGACGUCUUCCAAGCGUACACUUACUCAACAGCCGGCUGGCUCGCACUGCAGAGCCUGCCUCUGGUCACGAGUCCCGGUAUGAUCGUGGCACUUCUGCUGGAUGAAACUCGACCCGCAUCAUCGGUUGAGGUCUACUUUGCUCGCUCUCUGGGGUUCAGCCUCCUCACUAUCGCUGUAUUGACCGCUAUGCUGACCGGCUCUAUUCCCCUGACCUCGUCAAUCUCUGAGCCGAUCACAACGGAAGAUGCGGACCCUAAAGCGCCGUACGCCAGCCCUACGUUGAUGGUCACUUUCCUGUUCCAUUCCGCAUCUGCAUUCUACACCUACACGAGAUAUGUGACUACUGGACAGGGACUUUAUCUGUUCGGUGUCCUAGUGAACUCUUCCAUUGCGGCCGUUGGCCUCUGGUGUCUGCUCUUCGCGACAAGUAAUGGCAAGAUCAGUCGCAAGACAGGUGCUGACAAGAGAGCUUCGGGAUUCCCGUUUGCCAACGCUGAGGCAUCCAAGAGAUUUGCGGGCAAGAAGUCCCGCUAA